AUGUUGGGCCAGAGUAUCUGGAGGUUCAACACCUCCAUUGUCUGUCACAGCCACUAUGAGGACGGCCCGGGAAAGAAUUUGCCAUUUUCCAUGGAAAACAAGUGGUGGUUACUGGCUAUGAUGACUGUGUUGUUUGGGCCUGGAUUUGCUGCUCCUUUCUUUAUAGUAAUGCACCAGCUACUUAAAAAAUAA
This is a messenger RNA of Psammomys obesus (fat sand rat), 192 nucleotides long. RefSeq names its product cytochrome c oxidase subunit 7C, mitochondrial-like. Gene Ontology annotation, biological process: mitochondrial electron transport, cytochrome c to oxygen. NCBI's taxonomy places the organism in Eukaryota, Metazoa, Chordata, Mammalia, Rodentia, Muridae. The coding region runs from base 1 to 192 and encodes 63 amino acids. The transcript has a single exon. The record is from RefSeq and is a predicted model, not a curated record.